AUGAAUUAUUAUGUCAUCUAUACUUUACUUUUUAUUUCUUGUACAUACGCCGUUCAACCAUCGUUAAAACUCACAAUAUCACCGGAUAACAAAUAUAUAGAGCGUGAUAGUGAAAUUUCUAUUUUGUGUGAACUACGGGAUCCGACAGAUAGUAAAGAUAAACCCGUUUUGUACUACGUAGAUCCACGCACACAAAAACGAACGCCUGUAACACGUGCACUACUCAAUGGUGCUGUUAAACAAAUACCAGAAUUAUUUCAAAAUGUGGAAAAUCGUGCUCGAUAUCAACAUGAAGGUAAAAAUCACAUAAAAAUCACAAAAGCACAAGUGAUUGAUUCAGCCAUCUAUGAAUGCGAAUGUCCUGACUGUGAAGCGCCACCGAAGAAAGAUCACAAAGAGUUUUUCAUUACAAAAUAUGCUGAGCCGCAAUUAUCUGUUACACCCGAUCCAUUAAUAGAAGGAAAUCAAGCUACAUUUCGAUGUCAAAUUGAUGAAUUUUAUCCUUACACGGGCAUUGAAGUAUUAAUCCACCAUCACAAAUACAAUACCACCACAAAAGCUGAAGUGGUAACAGCUAAUCAUCUCAAAAAUGUGUUUGAACAAAAUUUAAAAUGGAAUGUAUCUUUACAAGUUCAAGCUGAUUGGCAUGAACAUCAAUUUGAAUGUAUUGUAAAACAAGGUAAAUUGUUAAUUAUCUCUUGA
Messenger RNA from Didymodactylos carnosus, 702 nucleotides. Lineage: Eukaryota; Metazoa; Rotifera; Eurotatoria; Philodinida; Philodinidae. The record is from the annotation of a GenBank genome assembly.